Molecule: messenger RNA, 1557 nt
Organism: Trichechus manatus latirostris (Florida manatee)
Lineage: Eukaryota; Metazoa; Chordata; Mammalia; Sirenia; Trichechidae
Gene: TMPPE
Product: transmembrane protein with metallophosphoesterase domain
Exons: 2
Coding region: 214-1557 (447 amino acids)
Molecular function (GO): hydrolase activity
Source: RefSeq, a predicted model, not a curated record
CCUGCCAACAUGCCCUUGGUCACAAGCCUGGUCUGAGUGAUGAUUUGUGAUGGAGCUGCGUGGCUUUGUGGGGGGAAAAAUCUUAAACAUACAGAAAACUGUAGGCGGAGUUGACCUGGAAACCUCUCCUUGGCCACUGUCCUAUCUAAGGACCUCACCUUCCAGAGCCCGCCUGAACAGAACUGGCGGGGGACCUUCCUAGGAGCAGAGAAAAUGGCGACCUUCAGGCAGCUGUCCCUGGGCGUGAAGGCCGCCCUAGCUGCUGGUACUAUCUUCACAUUCAUGAUCAUCUCCCGCUCCUAUCUGGCAGGGAGCCUGGAGCUCAGGGCCUGGCGUUGGCUGUUCCGCCUGCAGCUUGCCCUGUUUGUCAACUCGCUUAUGCUCAUUGGGUCCCUCUACAUCUGGCGUAGCACAGUGAGCAACCUCUGCCACUCCCCAGCUGCGGAGUCGGCCUGUUUUCAGCUUUGGAAGAUGGCUGUUGUGACAUUUCUGGCCCUGGCCCACUCCAGUUCCUUCACCAUGCUCUUUUUAGUGGCCGAGGAGCCCUAUCUCUUUUCCUUGGCAGCCUACUCCUGCCUGGGGGCGUACAUCAUCAUGGUCUUCUUCCUCUGUAUCCUCAGCGGCAUGGAGCAGGCCUACCAGUUCUUGGCCUGGCGCAGUGGCAGGGUCGUCAGCAGCCUUGACCAGACAAGGAGGCUGGCGCUGAGGCCCGCCCUGGCAGUGACAGUGACCACCGUGCUUAGCGUGAUCGGCUUCCUGAACGCUGCCCAGCCCCCAGCCGUGAAAACCGUGGAGGUGCCCAUCCAUCAGCUGCCUCCCACCAUGAACAACCUCAAGAUUGCACUCCUCUCAGACAUCCACUUGGGCCCCACAGUGGGCAGGACCAAGAUGGAGAUGUUCGUGAGGAUGGUGAAUGUGCUGGAGCCAGACAUCACGGUGAUCGUGGGUGACCUGUCCGAUUCGGAAGCAUCGAUCCUGCGGACGGCUGUGGCCCCCUUGGGCCAGCUUCGUUCACGCCUCGGCACCUACUUCGUCACUGGAAAUCAUGAGUACUACACGUUGGAUGUCAGCAACUGGUUUGCACUGCUGGAAUCCCUGCACGUUCGGCCCCUGCACAAUGAGAACGUGAAGAUUUCUGCAACAGGGGCCCAACAUGGCGGUGGUGAAGAUGGUGACUGGAUCUGCUUGGCAGGGGUGGAUGAUAUCGAAGCAGACGUCCUGCACUACUCUGGCCAUGGCAUGGACCUCGUCAAGGCCCUGGGAGGCUGCAGCCCAGACCACACCACCAUCUUGCUCGCUCACCAGCCCCUGGCUGCCAAAAGAGCCCUGCAGGCGCGGCCAGAUAUUAAUCUGAUCCUUUCUGGGCACACGCACGCUGGGCAGAUCUUCCCCUUGAACGUGGCGGCCUAUCUCCUGAACCCCUUCUUUGCUGGUCUCUACCGUGUGGCCCAGACUACAUUUGUGUACGUCAGCCCAGGCACGGCCUACUACGGGAUACCCAUGAGGUUGGGUAGCAGGGCAGAGAUUACGGAGCUCAUCCUGCAAAGGGCCCCCUGA